CUUAUUCAAAUAAUGAAAUACCUGCCUGUCAGAAGUGAGUUAAAACUUUCCAUGUAGGAGGAACAGCAGAUACAGGCUUCAAGCUGUUCAGAGGUAGCAAGGGAAUUAGAAAAACUAAAACCAUGACGUGUAGCUCUGUCUGAAGAGCAUAGGGACCAGGGGAGAGGAGCUGGGAGAGCUCUGAAGAGUAUAGGGACCAGGUAGAGGAGCUGGGGCAGCUCUGUCUGACGAGUGUAGUGACCAGGAGAGAGGGGAGCUGGAGGACAACAGUUCUGAGGGAAAGCUGCCAGUCUUCACUGCCACCAAGAUGAGGAAGGCAGUCUGGAGGAACAACUGAUGUAUAUCUCACAUUCUUUUAAACAGAAAACCUGAAGGCAAGCCAAAGUCUGGACUUGAGCAACCACCACCGGCUAUUACAAGACUUUGAAUCAUUCAAACAGAAAAUCUCGAGAGCGAACUUGGACUGGAGUCUGGGUGCGUAGGGAAUGGGGUUUCAUGACGAGAGGGUCCUGGUGAAGCCCCCCGAUGGUGGCUGGGGCUGGAUGGUGCUGCUCAGCUGCUUCGUCAUCACUGGGUUCUCCUACGCCUUCCCCAAGGCCGUCAGCGUCUACUUCAAGGAGCUGAUGAAAGACUUCCAAGUGGGCUACAGCGACACUGCCUGGAUCUCCUCCAUCAUGCUGGCGAUGCUCUACGGGACGGGUCCAGUCUCCAGUAUACUGGUGAACAAGUUUGGCUGUCGUCCUGUCAUGCUGAUUGGAGGUUUGCUGGCUUCAGCAGGGAUGGUCCUCGCCUCUUUCACCACAAACAUACUAGAACUCUACCUGACUGCUGGAGUGGUGACUGGUCUGGGUCUAGCCCUGAACUUCCAGCCCUCUCUGAUCAUGCUGGGCAGCUACUUCGACAAGCGCCGUCCCCUGGCCAAUGGCCUCGCUGCUGCCGGGAGCCCGGUCUUUCUCUCGGCCCUGUCUCCUCUGGGUCAGGUCUUGCAAGACCGGUUUGGCUGGAGGGGGGGCUUCCUCAUUAUGGGGGGGCUGCUGCUGAACUGCUGCACCUGCGGGGCCAUAAUGAGACCUCUGGAGUCCAGGAGACGGGUUCUGGCUUUGGGCACAUCCAGGGAUCCCCGGGAGCUGAGGGAGAUGCUGCCCAUGAAAGAGGGGGGGACGGCAGAGGACGAGAGGGUUGGAAAGAACAAGGUCAAGAAGCAGAAGAAGAAGCUCUUGGAUUUCAGCGUCUUCCGUGACCGAGCGUUUGUGAUAUAUACUGUAACAAAAUUUAUCACUGUCUUAGGACUGUUCGUACCCACAAUCCUCUUGGUGAACUACGCCAAGGAUAUGGGAGUCCCCGACCGCGAGGCUGCCUUCCUGUUGUCCAUCAUCGGGUUCAUUGAUAUCUUCGCCCGGCCCACCUGCGGGGUCAUUGCUGGCCUGAAGUGGGUCAGACCCAAGGUUGCCUACUUCUUCAGUUUUGCUCUGCUCUUUAACGGGCUCACUGAUGUUUGUUCGGCCAAGGCGUCGAGCUACACAGGGCUGGUAGUGUUCUGCAUGUUCUUUGGGGUCUCGUAUGGCAUGGUUGGGGCCCUGCAGUUCGAGGUCCUCAUGGGGAUCGUCGGGUCUCAGAAGUUCUCCAGCGCUCUGGGUCUGGUGCUCCUGAUAGAGGCGUUUGCGGUGCUGAUUGGGCCUCCCUCUGCAGGACGCCUGGUAGACGCCUUUAAGAACUACGAGCUGAUUUUCUACAUGGCCGGCUCGGAGUUGAUAGCUGCCGCUGUCUUCCUGUGCGUGGCUUCCUUUUGCUGCAUUAGUCGGGAUCAGCGCACCACAGAUCCGCCUCCAGGGGUGGGAUCAGAUGGUGAGGCACCGUACCCAUUGGGUGACUCUUCAAAUCCUCGCCCUGCCAAUAGCGAUGCUCAGAUGAUGGAUGAGGGCGAGGUUUUGCAGGAAGAGGAAAUGCGGCUGAAUCUCGAUCACAAAGUGGAGAGGGAGAGUUUUUAGAAAAACAAAGUGGUCUUGCACUGUUCAGUCAUUUUGAACAUGAAUUAGAAAUCAAAUAUGUUUAUAAUUAAGAGAGAGAGCAGAAAAGUGGCAUAUGCUCAUUGAUAUCGUUUUAGGAAUUUAAGAUUCGUUUUUAGAAAUAUGUCCUUGUGUUGUUUAACACUUUAGGCAAUGUGCUUUUAAUGUUAGCCUUAGGGCAAAAUUUCGGGGGGUGGUAUCUGGGCAGCUUAAUAAAUUAACGUUGAUCAUCAUUAACCUCCUAUUUAAACCCCAAUCUCACACUCCUUCUCUGUCUAGUGUUUUGCUUUCUUGCAUACACUGCGACCUGUUCUCUGCACAAAAUUUCAAACUCUUAAUUUUCAGCAUGAACCAACUGCAAUUCAGAUCAGGAAAACUCUCUGCCGGAUUCUCCUCAACAAUAUCUCAUUUAUUACUCCGAUGGAAACUCAGUACCGUCUACUUCUAAUGCAGACUUCUCCCAGCAACCAGACCUGCUGUCCCAGCAUUAUGAAGAUCAAAACACCCCGCCAGCAGGCACAGCCUUCAGAGCAGCUAUUUUAUAAGGAUUGGCUACUCGCCUAACUUUUAAAACCAUGCACGACAACAGUAUCAAAUUCCCGUCUGGAAGCGCUAGUAUGGCAUUGUUCAAUAUUUAUUGUACCUUUUAUAUCUGCUACACCAUGCUGCCUGUUUCUCAAGCACAUUCUAUCUCCCUCUGAGCAUUUAGGAUAAACAUUCCAACCACGAGGGCUAUUAAUGACAAUAAUCAAAUAUUCUACCCUGAAUCACUUUCUAAAGUUAGCGGUUUAUUCUAAUCAUAACCUCUAGAUGGCAGUAUAACACCAAGUUCUAUACAUUUUAGCGGAUCCUCUUUCAUUGAGAAAGUCAUGUAUUUUCAAAUCAGGAUCGGUUUCAGAGUUAAUAUUUCAUUCGAUGUGAGACACGUGACGGAUAUGGAAACCAUAUCUUACUAUUAUCAACGUUUCUGUCAUGGCGCCCUCCUACCCUGCAAUGGACAAUACACUGAUAGACUGCUCCUGAUAAAAUCAAUAGGUUUCACAGCAGCCUCAGAGCAAAGCAUUCUUCAACCUCAGGUUAUGCAGUGUUCUCAGAUCUUUGCAUUCUUUAUUUCUGCCCCAUCUUCAGCUCCACCUAAACCGCUUUAACACUCAAAGACCAAUAUCCACAUUCAGCAGAUCUCUGCGCUCUACAGCAGCCCACUGCACACUACCGAUUGGAAGUCCACCAUUCACUAGUACAGAUAACUGCUUCAGCAGAUCUCUGCUUUCUACAGCUGGGCCACUGCGCGCUACUGACAGCACUCAGCUCCUCACUACAGCAGAUCUCGACUUCCUCUUGCAGCACGCAAAAGUUACUUUAGUUUACAGCUUAAAUCUACAACUGUCCUCCUCCAGCGCUCCAGCUUACCUCCAAUACUCGGAUCAUGGCAGCCAUUUCUGCUUGACCUCCUCAGCAAUCUAGUCAUAUGUCCGCUCAUCCUUCCAAAUACUACAAACAUUAAUACAUGGUGAGAGGCAUGGUACGAGACUGGAAAUCUGUCGAUUAUGUGUUAAGGAGUUCCACUAUUAGGAGAAUGACUGGAGCUAUGAAACCCAAAUCUCUGAAAUGUGAGUUCACCUUUUCCAUUCCAAGCAGACAUGAUGGUAGCAAACCACUGAUCAAUCCCAAAUUAACUAACACAUAGGAUGGUCUCGCCACUUUUGUCUCCAGAACCAUCUUCUCCCCAAUCAUUUCCGAUCGAGCAGGUACUUCCGCAGCCAGAGCCAACAUCGAUAUCCGUCCGGUCGUGAAGCGUGGGGCGCUGGUCCUCUGCAGCAGUUGAUUCAUACAUCCGUUCAUCCCCUACCGACAUAGCAAAAUCCACCAGCUAGCAUGCCCGGAGUGGGGGCUACCUGACCGCAAAGGCUGCCAGAUGUUUUCCCCUCUAGGAAGGGUUUUUUUCCUCUCGACUGAGCGGCAGGUAAUCACAUAACCAUACCACACUAACACUAUUUUAACCUCUCCAGUUUGUCUCGUAUGUCCCUUCCUGUCCCAUCUUUUCCAGCUGUUUCUUUUCUGUUAUGCACUGGCGCAACUCUAUUGUUUGUCUCACGGUGAGCGUCUCUGCGGGGGAGCCGGGGGUCCAUCCUUUGGGAGAGUAAGUGCAGAUUCACUCCCCCGACCUCAUGUCGCGACAAUACUUUGACCUCGCUCUACGGGGGUUCUCACCGAGUGAGUCAGAGGGGACCCCCCAGCCACACUAUUCUUUCACAGCUCAUGCGCUUUUUCUACCUUGUCAUGUGAGGCGCGGUCCUUCAUUCGCUAGGGACAUGGCCCGCUUUAAGCUCUCAGUGCCCAGUCACAGACUAACCCAUCUUUCUGCCCCAGAUUCCUUGCGGGAGCUUUUUUCCGGCUUUGGAGGACUGAGCCUCACCUCAUGCAAGGGCAGCACCAGACCAGUAAAGGAAUGCUUUUUCUAUUCUCCUUUCAACCCCCAUGAUCGGGCGCCUCUGCCAAGCAGAGCAACAUUUAUAUGUUUUCAGAUCCUCAGGAACGCUACCUUCGACCAAGCUCCAUCCUCGGUAAAAGGAGGGCUCAGCAGUCGGGAUCUCUUUCUAUCUUAAUUUAAGUGGGGUCCUAUCUGGCCCAUCUAAGCCUCUGUCCUUGGCCCCCGUCUUACUAACAGCUCAUUUGUUUCCUCUGAUCUAUCCUUACAGCCCAGCAGACUCCCCGUGAAUUGGGCUACUUGUCUCCCCCUGCCCACUUCAACCUUUACCCCUUCCUUUAUCCCUCACUCCCAUUUCCUUCCUCACUCCCCCUCAGCACACAGGGUAGUGAUCAGUCCAAUUUGUUCAGGUCAUUUAAAUGUGUUCACUGGAUCUUCUGCUGAGUAUGCAGGAAUUGGAACUCAUUUGAGUUCUCUGGGAUUUUCUAGUCCCUAAGUUUUAAGCAUCCUGUAUUUUAUUGAUAAAACGUGUUAAAAAUGACAGCAACAUGUAGGAUGAUGCAAUUAUAGUGAUCUUUAAUGUAUAAAAAAAUUGUGGUUUGAUAUGGACUGAUAGUAACAGUACUGUUAAUAUGACUCUUAGGUAUGUAAUUUACCUUUUUUUUAAUGUUGUCUUGGCCAUACAAUAGAUGUUAGCAUUUAUAUAACAAGUUAUUUUACCUUUUUAAAUGUAGUUUCUUGGAAACAUCUGUAAAGAGGUACUUUUAUACAACCCGUAUUUUCAAAAUAUUUGUAUUUGCAUUGUAUUACCUGUUUAAUGCAUAAUUUCCUGUUGCUGUUUAUUCUGAGAUUGCUAAAUUAUGUUUAAAACUCCUUCUGGGUUUGUAACUGUAGUUCCCAGUGCAUCAAUACAACAGUUUUAAAGGGGGAA
Acipenser ruthenus (sterlet) is the source of this 5365-nucleotide messenger RNA. Its product is annotated as monocarboxylate transporter 3. Bases 486 to 1988 code for a protein of 500 amino acids. Gene Ontology annotation, cellular component: membrane. Gene Ontology annotation, molecular function: monocarboxylic acid transmembrane transporter activity. Gene Ontology annotation, biological process: monocarboxylic acid transport; transmembrane transport. The transcript is spliced from 5 exons. Lineage: Eukaryota; Metazoa; Chordata; Actinopteri; Acipenseriformes; Acipenseridae. The record is from RefSeq and is a predicted model, not a curated record.